Messenger RNA from Osmerus eperlanus (European smelt), 4243 nucleotides. Its product is annotated as zinc finger protein 208-like. Lineage: Eukaryota; Metazoa; Chordata; Actinopteri; Osmeriformes; Osmeridae. The coding region runs from base 466 to 3699 and encodes 1077 amino acids. The transcript has 6 exons. The record is from RefSeq and is a predicted model, not a curated record. Gene Ontology annotation, cellular component: nucleus. Gene Ontology annotation, biological process: regulation of transcription by RNA polymerase II. Gene Ontology annotation, molecular function: DNA-binding transcription activator activity, RNA polymerase II-specific; RNA polymerase II cis-regulatory region sequence-specific DNA binding.
UUAAAAUGAGAGCCUCGACUCGAUUUGUUAAAACGAUUUAAUUCUCUGUUUACAAAUGCGUUUGCAGACCUGUCGAAGAAUAAACAUGUGCAGUUUAUCAUGGAGAUACGUAAAGUGAAGUGUCCCUACGUUUUAACAUUUUGAGACCUAAUGCAUUUAAAGAUCAAAGCUCUGUUGCAGUUCUAACAACUAUGAAGAUGCAGACAGUUUUGUGAGUCUCAAGAUCCCCUACUGGCCAAUCAUACUUUAUCAUGGGCGGAGACAGAGGAGACACCUUAGGGCUCCAGAGAGACUACAGAGACUCAACCUGAGAGACUACAGAGAGAGACUCAACUAUUGAAAGUUUCAACCAGAAACAGCAGUAAUCAGACAGAGGAUCAACCAGAGAGAGAAACAAGCUUCCAGAGACUAGAUACAAGACAGGAUACAGAGAGACCAGACAGAGAACCAAGAGAGAGCUGAGUUAUGGAGACACAUCACUGUGAUACGUGUGGGAAGAGCCUUUCCUCAUCCAGUCACCUCAAGAAGCACAUGAGGAUCCACACUGGAGAGAAGCCCUACAGCUGUGACCUCUGUGGGAAAACCUUUAGUCAGGCUAGCCAUUUCAGAAUUCAUAGAAGGAUCCACACUGGAGAGAAGCCCUACAGCUGUGACCUCUGUGGGAAAACCUUUACCCAUGCUAGCAGUUUCACAGUUCACAGCAGGAUCCACACUGGAGAGAAGCCCUACAGCUGUGACCUCUGUGGUAAAACCUUUAGCCACGCUGACAAUUUCACAACUCACUGCAGAAUCCACACUGGAGAGAAACCCUACAGCUGUGACCUCUGUGGUAAAACCUUUAGCCGGGCUAGCCAAUUCAGAACUCAUAGAAGGAUCCACACUGGAGAGAAGCCCUACAGCUGUGACCUCUGUGCUAAAACCUUUAGCCGUGCUAGCAGUUUGACAGAUCACCACAGAAUCCACACUGGGGAAAAGCCCUACAGCUGUGACCUCUGUGGUAAAACCUUUAACCACGCUGGCCAUUUCACAACUCACCGCAGGAUCCACACUGGAGAGAAGCCCUACAUCUGUUACCUCUGUGGUAAAACCUUUAGCCAUGCUAGCAAUUUAACAGUUCACAGCAGGAUCCACACUGGAGAGAAGCCCUACAGCUGUGACCUCUGUGACUAUUCAGGUAAAACAAAGGACCAUCUGAAGAGUCACCUGCGUGUUCACAAUAGAAAACCCCCAAAGAAGCAUCACUGUGAUACGUGUGGGAAGAGCCUUUCCUCAUCCAGUCACCUCAAGAAGCACAUGAGGAUCCACACUGGAGAGAAGCCCUACAGCUGUGACCUCUGUGGGAAAACCUUUAGUCAGGCUAGCCAUUUCAGAAUUCAUAGAAGGAUCCACACUGGAGAGAAGCCCUACAGCUGUGACCUCUGUGGGAAAACCUUUACCCAUGCUAGCAGUUUCACAGUUCACAGCAGGAUCCACACUGGAGAGAAGCCCUACAGCUGUGACCUCUGUGGUAAAACCUUUAGCCACGCUGACAAUUUCACAACUCACUGCAGAAUCCACACUGGAGAGAAACCCUACAGCUGUGACCUCUGUGGUAAAACCUUUAGCCGGGCUAGCCAAUUCAGAACUCAUAGAAGGAUCCACACUGGAGAGAAGCCCUACAGCUGUGACCUCUGUGCUAAAACCUUUAGCCGUGCUAGCAGUUUGACAGAUCACCACAGAAUCCACACUGGGGAAAAGCCCUACAGCUGUGACCUCUGUGGUAAAACCUUUAACCACGCUGGCCAUUUCACAACUCACCGCAGGAUCCACACUGGAGAGAAGCCCUACAUCUGUUACCUCUGUGGUAAAACCUUUAGCCAUGCUAGCAAUUUAACAGUUCACAGCAGGAUCCACACUGGAGAGAAGCCCUACAGCUGUGACCUCUGUGACUAUUCAGGUAAAACAAAGGACCAUCUGAAGAGUCACCUGCGUGUUCACAAUAGAAAACCCCCAAAGAAGACACAUCACUGUGAUACGUGUGGGAAGAGCCUUUCCUCAUCCAGUCACCUCAAGAAGCACAUGAGGAUCCACACUGGAGAGAAGCCCUACAGCUGUGACCUCUGUGGGAAAACCUUUAGUCAGGCUAGCCAUUUCAGAAUUCAUAGAAGGAUCCACACUGGAGAGAAGCCCUACAGCUGUGACCUCUGUGGGAAAACCUUUACCCAUGCUAGCAGUUUCACAGUUCACAGCAGGAUCCACACUGGAGAGAAGCCCUACAGCUGUGACCUCUGUGGUAAAACCUUUAGCCACGCUGACAAUUUCACAACUCACUGCAGAAUCCACACUGGAGAGAAACCCUACAGCUGUGACCUCUGUGGUAAAACCUUUAGCCGGGCUAGCCAAUUCAGAACUCAUAGAAGGAUCCACACUGGAGAGAAGCCCUACAGCUGUGACCUCUGUGCUAAAACCUUUAGCCGUGCUAGCAGUUUGACAGAUCACCACAGAAUCCACACUGGGGAAAAGCCCUACAGCUGUGACCUCUGUGGUAAAACCUUUAACCACGCUGGCCAUUUCACAACUCACCGCAGGAUCCACACUGGAGAGAAGCCCUACAUCUGUUACCUCUGUGGUAAAACCUUUAGCCAUGCUAGCAAUUUAACAGUUCACAGCAGGAUCCACACUGGAGAGAAGCCCUACAGCUGUGACCUCUGUGACUAUUCAGGUAAAACAAAGGACCAUCUGAAGAGUCACCUGCGUGUUCACAAUAGAAAACCCCCAAAGAAGACACAUCACUGUGCUACAUGUGGGAAGAGCCUUUCCUCAUCCAGGAACCUCAAGAAGCACAUGAGGAUCCACACUGGAGAGAAGCCCUACAGCUGUGACCUCUGUGGGAAAACCUUUAGCCAGGCUAGCCAUUUCAGAAUUCAUAGAAGGAUCCACACUGGAGAGAAGCCCUACAGCUGUGACCUCUGUGGUAAAGCCUUUACCCAUGCUAGCAGUUUCACAGUUCACAGCAGGAUCCACACUGGAGAGAAGCCCUACAGCUGUGACCUCUGUGGGAAAACCUUUAGCCAGGCUAGCCAUUUCAGAAUUCAUAGAAGGAUCCACACUGGAGAGAAGCCCUACAGCUGUGACCUCUGUGGUAAAGCCUUUACCCAUGCUAGCAGUUUCACAGUUCACAGCAGGAGCCACACUGGAGAGAAGCCCUACAUCUGUUACCUCUGUGGUAAAACCUUUAGCCACGCUGGCCAUUUCACAACUCACCGCAGGAUGCACACUGGAGAGAAGCCCUACAGAUGUGAGCUCUGUGGUAAAACCUUUAGCAGCAAUAGGGAUUUUACAGAUCACUGCAGAAUCCACACUGGAGAGAAGCCCUACAGCUGUGACCUCUGUGGUAAAACCUUUAGCCGUGCUAGCAGUUUGACAAUUCACAGCAGGAUCCACACUGGAGAGAAGCCCUACAGCUGUGACCUCUGUGGUAAAACCUUUAGCCACGCUGGCCAUUUCACAACUCACCGCAGGAUCCACACUGGAGAGAAGCCCUACAUCUGUUACCUCUGUGGUAAAACCUUUAGCCAUGCUAGCAAUUUAACAGUUCACAGCAGGAUCCACACUGGAGAGAAGCCCUACAGGUGUGACCUCUGUGACUAUUCAGGUAAAACAAAUGGCCAUCUGAAGAGUCACCUACGUGUUCACAAUAGAAAACCCCCAAAGAAGUAAUGUCUGGGGCCAAGCUGUCCCAGCAUCCACCACCUGAGAGAACCUCUGUAUGACCAUUUUCCAUCUCCAUUUUGUCAUCAACUUUUAUUGAUGUAUGACUAUUACGAACCUUGUCUAGGGGGAAAGGCCGUAACACUAAACAAACACACAAGACAGAACACACAUGCAAACAUGGCGAGGGGCAUAACAGCCUGUGUUCUGCACCUCUCUUUCACCAACUGUAUUUGGAGGAGGGGAGCACUCAACUGCUCCUCCCAAGUUUUUUUCUGUUUUUUUUUCUCAAGUUUUCCUUGUCUUCCUUGAGGGUUUAGGUUGGUUGAGGGGUAGUUCUACAGGCGUGUGUCAAGCCCUCUGUGACAUUGCUUGGAAAAAGGGCUAUACAAAUUAAUUUGAUUUGAAUUUGAUGAUUAGUCGUCCAAUGCAAACUGAUCUUCAUCCAUUGUUGAAGAAUACGGACACACUUCUCUGUAUUUACUUUUAGAAAUUUAAGGGCCAAGAGACUGGAUGUUUCUGAAACAAAAGGGUUGUAAUAGAAAAUGACUUU